AUGGCGUAUGAUACAACCCCUUUGCCCCGGCGGAAAUCAUGCGAAGUGUGCAAAAAGGGCAAGCGACGCUGUGACCUCGGUCUCCCCGCCUGCUCGCGAUGUAUCCACCGCAAAGUAGCGUGCGUCUACCCGUGGCGACAGCCACCAGCGUUUGAAGACUUGCAUGAAACGCCUUCAUCUAUUAGCCACUAUAUCACCACCCAGCACAGUUUCAGCAUGGGACCUGAAAACCAGGCCAAUGAUCCUUCUUUUCCCCAGCUGCCCUGCUCUCCGGCCUUAACCGAGCUAGUGGACUCACUUCUCGAGAACCACAAUGACUGGGAUCAUUCUCUCCAUGUGGUCCCUGAUCGGCAAGCCAAUGUCGGAGCCUACUUUGCACUUACUAUUCCAAGAGCAAGACAACCAAGACCUCUUCCGGAAAUAAUUGCCACCAACCUUCAGUUUGCAAUUGAUAUCCUGAAGGACACACCGAGGACAAUGGUCCUUGAAAAUCAAGCACCGUGGUGUCACCAAAAACUUUACCAAAAUCAUAUGCCCAGGGCAAUGCAAGAUGCGUUUGCAUGUUGCUCUCUUUAUAUGUCCAAGAAUGAGACCAAUGCCCCAGUUAUAAUGGCCUUGUUCGAUGCCAGAAUAAAAGAUAUUAUAUCAAGUCCUGAACCCGAUGAACUUCUUGAUAAACUCGCCCGAGUUCACGCUCUUAUCCUUUAUCAAAUUAUGCGCCUAUUCGAUGGCGACAUCCGCUCCCAAGCAACGGCAGAUGCUCUUUUCGCAUCCCUCAAUUCUUCCGUCGUUUCUCUUCUAUCUCAUCUGCAUCUACCACUAUCAUCAGACUCUCUCCAACCCCUACCGGUAUCGAUCGACUCUAUCAUCGCUUUCUGGAAUUCUUGGGUUGUGCAGGAAUCGGCUCGGAGAACGGUGCUGCUCGCCUUCCUUUUCAUGCAAAUAUAUAAAGUCCUACAAGGCAAUGUCCCGUUACAAUGCGAUGGUAGACUUGGGUUAGAACAUUCAUGGUAUCUUUCAGCACAUCUCUGGAGCGCGCAGAGUGCUUUCGAUUUCGCGGUGGCUUGGGCAGAGAAACCACAUUUUGUUGUGCACAAUCUGGACUUUUCCUGGGUCUUGACUAGUGCCCAGCCAGUGGACUUGGAUCAAUUUGGAAAAAUGCUUUUGGUUAUUUUGCUGGGGAUCGAUUCGACAAAGGCAUGGUUCCAUGGCAAAGGGGCUAUAUUCCCGUGA
Molecule: messenger RNA, 1233 nt
Organism: Penicillium angulare
Lineage: Eukaryota; Fungi; Ascomycota; Eurotiomycetes; Eurotiales; Aspergillaceae
Product: Zn(II)2Cys6 transcription factor domain-containing protein
Exons: 2
Coding region: 1-1233 (410 amino acids)
Biological process (GO): regulation of DNA-templated transcription
Molecular function (GO): zinc ion binding; DNA-binding transcription factor activity, RNA polymerase II-specific
Source: RefSeq, a predicted model, not a curated record